Sparassis crispa is the source of this 2493-nucleotide messenger RNA. RefSeq lists its product as hypothetical. Lineage: Eukaryota; Fungi; Basidiomycota; Agaricomycetes; Polyporales; Sparassidaceae. Gene Ontology annotation, molecular function: DNA-binding transcription factor activity, RNA polymerase II-specific; zinc ion binding; DNA binding. The coding region runs from base 1 to 2493 and encodes 830 amino acids. The transcript has 5 exons. The record is from RefSeq and is a predicted model, not a curated record. Gene Ontology annotation, biological process: regulation of DNA-templated transcription; DNA-templated transcription.
AUGUCUCUCUUCGACCGCCCGGAGAAUGCGCGCGAAGACCGUGAGGGCGCGCAGCUGACGCCGGCGAAGGCUGGGACGAAGCAGAGCCGAAUGCGGUCGCCGUCGUUGUCGACGACGGCGGAAGGGUCGUCGUCGCGACUGCAUGCGCCGAAGCGGGCGCGCAAGGCGAUCAACUGCGAGCCAUGCAGGACGAGCAAGCUCAAGUGCGACAGAAAUCGGCCCUGCUCUUCGUGCGUCCUCAGAGGGACGACCGCGUCGUGCUACCAGGGCCUCGACAGCGACCCCGGCGUCCCCCGCGAAGACCAGCACGUCGACCCCGCACUCGAGCUCUCCCGCAUCCGUCAGUCCCUCAACCUCAUCGAGUCCCACAUCUACCACAACCCUGCCCACCGCCCCGUCUCCGCGGCCGCCAGUCUCCCUAUCCUCCCUGUACUGACGCCCGCGUCCUACCGUCAGCCGCCGAGCAUCGCGGAUGACACGCAGGGCAUGCCCCUGAAGACCGCUGCUACUGCAGAGUCGACAAGCACGCCGGGCAUGCUCGGUCUGCAGGACUCUGGGGGUCUUUACGCCGGCCCAACUAAUCCGGCCUCGCUCAUCACGACAUCAGACCGAGAGGAUUCCAAGUCGCAGAGCCCUGCCCCGUCCCUGGCAGGCCCCAGCUCCCAGGCGGGCGUCAUGGACGGCUUCUCCGCGACGAGCGUCGCGUACGACUCGGACCUGGUCCAGCUGCUCCCGCCCGUGGAGACGAUCGACGGGCUGGUGGAGUACUACUUCGAGUACUGCAACUGGGUGUACCACCACGUGAACGAGGCGACAUUCCGCGCGGCCUGGGGGCGGUUCAAGACGGGCCAGUGCGGGGACCGGGUGGUGCUGGCGACGGCGUGCACGCUGAUCGCGCUCACGGUGCGGUACCUGCCCGCGGGGCACGCGCUCUUCCACGCGCUGCCGGGGACGUGCGAGGAGAUCGGGGAAAAGUACUACGGGCUGAUGCGCACGGCGCUGCAGCGGUACCGAGACGACGCAAAGGGGCUGGUGCGGACGUACACGAUUGAGCUGAUCGAGCUGCUGCUGCUGCGCACGCACUACCUCUCGUUCGCGCAGGAGGAUCCGGAGGAGCCGUGGAGCGUGCGCGGGGAGCUGAUGAGCAUCGCGACCGCGAUCGGGCUGCACCGGGACCCGGGCAAGAGUCGGUUCGACGGGGCGGAGGCGGAGCGGCGGCGGUGGGCGUGGUGGCACAUCAUGGUGCUCGACCGGUGGCAGGCGUUCAUGUUCGGCCGCCCGACGAUGAUCGCGGCGCACCACUACAACACCGCGUACCCGGACUGCACGUACCACGGGCCGUUCCCUGCCGCGUUCUUCGGGCUUGCGGCGGUGGUCGGGGAGAUCAUGAACGACGCGGUCUCGUUCCGCUCGGUGCCCUACUCUACCGUGCUGGAGCAGGACAAGCUGCUGACGCGCUGGUACGACCACCUCCCGGCCGAGCUGGACCUGGACGAUUACGCGAUGGCGCGGAGCCUGACGAGUCCGGUGAUGGCGGUACAGCGGCUAGCGGUGCAAAGUAUUAUCGUGCGCACAGCGUACUACCACUUCCGGUUCACGGUGCACCGGCCGUACGCUGCGCUGGUUGCGGAGAGCCGCGAGAUCGCGGUGAGCAGCGCGUCGCAGCUGAUCGGGCUCAUCAGCCUCUUCCUCUCGAACAGGGCCGUCACGAUCUACGGGCACUUCACCUGGCAGCCCUUCCACGCGUUCUCUGCCGCUAUGUUCUUCUCCUUCCAGCUCAUCACGCGCCCCGACCAGCCCGCGGCGUACAUCUUCAAGGACAACAUCCGCAAGGCCAUGGACGCGCUCCAGCACUGCCGCUGGCUCGCCGUCGCGGACAAGGCGCUCACGAUCCUCGAAGCGCUCGCCCCGCUCUACUCCGCCGAGCUCCUCACGUACACGCCCGAAGAGCGCAAGCGCCGCAAGGCGCAGGUCCUCCGCCUCGUCCGCACCCUGGCGUUCCCGUACCAGAACGCGCCCGGCGAGCCCGUCGCGAGCUCCCCCAGCAUGCGCCACCCCUCCCGCAGCACCUCUGCCACCCGCUCCCCCCCGCAGCAAGUCUCGUCCCCCCUCCACGAGCACGGCCACACCCAGGUUCCCGUCUCCUCCGUCCGCUGGAACCCCUCCCGCCCGGAGCUUUCGCCCGCCAAGCCGUACGCUCAGCAGCAGCAGCAGACCCCGCCGCAACACUUGUCCCAACCGCAGCACAUCGCGUACGUCGGCGCAUCGCCCGCGCUCCCGCCGAUCGCGUACACAUCCCCGCACAUCGACGGGAUGCACCAGAUGCCGCCGCAGGCGCAGGGCGCCUCGGCCGUGGACGCGACGUACAUGCACCCCGCAGACGACAGCGCGAUGUGGGGCGCGUCGAUCGGGUUCGGGAUGGGCGAGUGGACGCAGUUUAUCGACGCGGUGCACCGCCCGGAGGGGCGUCCGCGUUGCAACGGGGAUACUUGA